AUGGAUGCAGUAGAUGCACACAUUCCUGAUCCUGUACGCCAGCUUGACAAUCCUUUCUUGAUGCCAAUUAAAGAUGUUUUUUCAAUUCAGGGAACUCUGAAAUCUUCAGCAACUGGUGUUGAGAUGUUCAAGAAAAUCUUGGAUUUUGGACAGGCGGGCAACAAUGUCGGUCUGCUUCUACGUGGCUUAAAGCGGGACGAUGUGCAGCGAGGACAGGUGAUUGCGAAGCCUGGUUCUUUGAAAACAUACAAGAGGUUUGAGGCAGAGAUAUAUGUCCUCACAAAAGAUGAAGGUGGACGCCAUACUGCCUUUUUCUCAAAUUACAGGCCUCAGUUCUGUAUGCGACCUGCAGAUAUUACUGGUAAAGUGGAGUUACCUGAAAAUGUUAAGAUGGUUAUGAUGCCUGGAGACAAUGUGACUGCUGUAUUUGAGUUGAUUUACUCAGUCCUCUUGAAGCUGGUGAGUAGAGACGNGGAGUUACCUGAAAAUGUUAAGAUGGUUAUGAUGCCUGGAGACAAUGUGACUGCUGUGUUUGAGUUGAUUUACUCAGUCCUCUUGAAGCUGAACAAAGAUUUGGCUCGAGGGAGGGAGGUAGAACAGUUGGUGCAGGGGUAG
Ilex paraguariensis (yerba mate) is the source of this 615-nucleotide messenger RNA. Lineage: Eukaryota; Viridiplantae; Streptophyta; Magnoliopsida; Aquifoliales; Aquifoliaceae. The record is from the annotation of a GenBank genome assembly.